AACGCUCAGUUCUUGGUUGGAAGCAACACAGAUAUAACAAUUGAAUAUUUUAAAAUGAAUCGUUGGUUAAAUCGGGUAGCUGUGGUGACCGGUUCCAGUUCUGGAAUUGGUGCGGCCUGUUGCAAAGAUUUGGUGGCCAAGGGCAUGGUUGUGGUGGGUUUGGCACGUCGUGAGAACCGCUUGCUGGAGCUGAAGGCACAACUACCUGAGGAUCAGGCAGCCCGCUUCCAUGCCCGGAAAUGCGAUGUGAGCGAUGAGCAGCAAGUGAUUGAUACAUUUAGCUGGAUUGAUAAGACUCUGGGAGGUGCUGAUGUGUUGGUGAACAACGCGGGUAUUGUUCGUUUCACAACGAUCAUUGGUGAGGGAAACAGCGCCGAUUUACGUGCCACACUGGACACCAAUGUCCUGGGUGUUGCGUGGUGUACACGCGAGGCCUUCCGGUCGCUGGAGCGACGCCAAAUCAACGAUGGACAUGUCGUUAUCGUCAACAGCGUUGCCGGUCACGGAGUUCCCGUUCUCCCCAACUUGAGCCUAAACAUGUAUGCGCCCUCCAAGCACGCCAUCACUGCCAUGACUGAAGUGUUGCGGCAAGAGUUUCUAAACAAAGGCACCAAAAUCAAGAUCACCAGUGUCAGCCCGGGCGCCGUCGAUACCGAAAUUGUUGACAAGAGUCUGUUUCCAAAAAUUGAGGACUUUCCUUUGCUGAGCUCUGAGGAUGUUGCCGAUGCCAUCACCUACUGCAUUCAGACACCGCCCAAUGUUCAGAUUCACGAAUUGAUCAUUAAGCCGGUGGGUGAGAAAAACUAAACUCAACUUUGAAACUGAAACUACUUGAUCUGACUAAAUAUAUUUGGUGCUCUUUUCAUGCUAUGAAAUUGUUU
Drosophila innubila is the source of this 881-nucleotide messenger RNA. RefSeq names its product farnesol dehydrogenase-like. Bases 55 to 807 code for a protein of 250 amino acids. The transcript has 2 exons. NCBI's taxonomy places the organism in Eukaryota, Metazoa, Arthropoda, Insecta, Diptera, Drosophilidae. The record is from RefSeq and is a predicted model, not a curated record.